Procambarus clarkii (red swamp crayfish) is the source of this 6719-nucleotide messenger RNA. Its product is annotated as receptor-type tyrosine-protein phosphatase epsilon. Gene Ontology annotation, molecular function: protein tyrosine phosphatase activity. NCBI's taxonomy places the organism in Eukaryota, Metazoa, Arthropoda, Malacostraca, Decapoda, Cambaridae. The record is from RefSeq and is a predicted model, not a curated record. Gene Ontology annotation, biological process: protein dephosphorylation.
GUCUCCCUUGACGAGCGAAGGCCUGUUGGUGCUGACACCUGCCUCACACACACCUGCCUCACACACACCUGCCUCACACACACCUGUCUCACACACCUGUAAGACUCUGAGACACCCAAUAAGGUUCCUGAAGGAACAGUGUUGCCAUCAGUGGUCGUACUCAUCAACAGUGCCACCAGUGUUGCCAUCAGUGGUCGUACUCAUCAACAGUGCCACCAGUGUUGCCAUCAGUGGUCGUAUUUAUCAACAGUACCACCAGUGUUGCCAUCAGUGGUCGUAUUUAUCAACAGUACCACCAGUGUUGCCAUCAGUGGUCGUAUUCAUCAACAGUACCACCAGUGUUGCCAUCAGUGGUCGUAUUCAUCAACAGUGCCACCAGUGUUGCCAUCAGUGGUCGUAUUCAUCAACAGUACCACCAGUGUUGCCAUCAGUGGUCGUAUUCAUCAACAGUACCGCCAGUGUUGCCAUCAGUGGUCGUAUUCAUCAACAGUACCACCAGUGUUGCCAUCAGUGGUCGUAUUCAUCAACAGUACCACCAGUGUUGCCAUCAGUGGUCGUAUUCAUCAACAGUACCACCAGUGUUGCCAUCAGUGGUCGUAUUCAUCAACAGUGCUACCAGUGUUGCCAUCAGUGGUCGUAUUCAUCAACAGUGCCACCAGUGUUGCCAUCAGUGGUCGUAUUCAUCAACAGUACCACCCCAGGACAAUGGAACUGUUACCAAUCAUCGUGCCCAUCGUAAUCAUCACACUCAUCUCCGUCUGUGCCCUCAGUGUCUACGGCUACAGGGACCGGAUGGUGAGGUUAUUGGCCUUGGUGCUGGGGGUGUGUGCCCGGUGGCCAGCGUCUCUCCGAGGUUGGUGCACCGCCGUCCUGGCCUCCAUCACUGCUGGUUGGGCUGCUUGCGGCCUACGGUGUAGGAGAGCCUUGCGGUACUCUUCCUCGUACGUUGACAGACCCGAGGCUACGCGAGAAACCCUCGCCACCCACACUGUGAGGAACCAGUCGAUGGGAGACGCGAACCAGUCGACGGGAAGCGCGAGGAACCAGUCGAUGGGAGACGCAAGGAACCAGUCGACGGGAAGCGCGAGGAACCAGUCGACAGGAAGUGCGAGGAACCAGUCGACGGAAGAUGCAUGGAACCAGUCGACGGGAGGCGCGAGGAACCAGUCGACGGGAGGCGCGAGGAACCAGUCGACGGGAGGCGCGAGGAACCAGUCGACGGGAGGCGCGAGGAACCAGUCGAUGGGAAGCGCGAAGAACCAGUCGACGGGAGGCACGCUCACUACAGGGGGCCUGGCUAACAGGAGUCCCAGAGAGGAUACACUUUCCAAAGUGACUGUAGCGGCCAAGAACUGGACACGCGGGACCAAUUCCUUGGUCACUUCCAUCCAAGGCUCCUCCACUGCCCUUGCCACCAACACCUACACACAGGAUACUGCCCAAAAAUCACACCCUAACUCGGGGAUGGCAGUAGUCCAGAAAGACAGGCAAGUCUGGGAGGAUUCGGAUAGUCGCGCCUGCACAAAGAGCAUCGUCAGAAGACUGGCAGGAAAAGGAACAGAAGGAACAGGAGGAGGAGGAGACACGAGGACAUCAGAGAGCGAGGAAGAGCUGGAGGCCAGAGGAAAGGAAGCAGGAGGAGGAAAAAGAGACGAUGCCCGUAAUAAGGUUCAGAGCAUCUCCAGCAACAUGCCUUCCAACCCUAUAAGAAAGGAGGACCUGGAGGACUACCUCAACCAUGCUAUCCGCUCCGGUGUCAUUGAUGAUGAGUUCCAGAACAUCCCGCCACAGUUCAACAAGCCCACAACAGUGGCCGUUCUGCCUUGUAAUCGUCCUAAGAACCGCUACAAGAACAACCUUCCAUACGACGACACGCGGGUCGUGCUUGAGGAUAACCCGGACGGGCUUAGAGGAGAUUACAUCAAUGCCAGCUACAUCAGGAGCUACAAGAAAUCCAAGGGAUACAUAGCGACGCAGGGGCCUAAGGACUUCAACGUGAGCACUAUGGAGGACUUCUGGCGCAUGGUGUGGGAGAACAACACGAACAUCAUCGUCAUGUUGGCCAAGCUCAUCGAGGGAGGACGGGUUAAGGUGAGUCAGUACUGGCCGGCCGCCCUGGAGGAGGAGGUCCCCUAUGGCGACAUCUUCGUCAAGCUGGUCACUCAGGAGGACCGACUCGACUGUGUCCAGAGGCUCAUCAUGGUCUCGUGUGGAGACGAGAUCCGCGAGCUGGUACACUACCAGUUCACGUCCUGGCCUGACCACGACGUUCCCCAGACGCCCUACAGCUUCGCCCUCAUGGUCCAUGAGAUCUGCAAGUGGAAGAGGACGGGUCCAGUCGUCGUCCACUGCAGCGCCGGGCUAGGGCGGACGGGGACGCUGCUGCUGGUGCUGACGCUGGUCGACCAGUUGACGGGGUCCGGCCAGCUGGAUGCCCCCGGAGGUCUGGUCGCCCUACGCCUCGGUCGACCCAACCUCAUCGAAAACCAGGCGCAGUACAGGUUCUGUCACCAGGUGUUGCUGGAGCUGCUCUUCGGUGAGACCACUAGCUACCCCGUCGCUGCCUUCCCCCACCACAUGGAACGCAUCGUGGGCAACCUCAAGGACGAAUACCUGAAGCUCAAGAACCUGCCGCGGGACUUGACCUAUAAAUGGGGAGAGAACCCCGCCCACGCCCACAUGAACCGUCAUCAGCACAUCCUUCCAGUGGACGGGCGCCAGGUCUUCCUCCAGAUGAUCUGCGGACGACCGGAGUCGCAGUACGUGAACGCCGUGAGGGUGAACGGGGUGACGCAGAGGGAUGCGGUCAUCGUCACAGAACACCCGCUGCCCUGCACCCUGGCGCAUGUGUGGCGCAUGAUGUACGAGCGCAAGGUGUGCGCCUGGGUCAUCCUCCACCAUCAUCCUCACCACCAACAGGAGGAGUACCCAUCUGUGCUGCCAUCUGGCGGUGAGGUGGAGAUGGACCACGUCAUGGUGAAGGUGGAGAAUGUCACCAAUCACCACUACUUUACUGACACCUGCGUCACCAUCUUCCCUGUCAGCUCGAGGAUGUCACUGCCUCUCCAGGUUAAUGUCCUGCACCUGCUGGACUGGGACGCCGACGAGGAGCUGCCUGCCAUACCUCUGCCUCUGCUCCUGCUCCUCGAACACCUGCAUGAACUCCGCAAGUUGUCUCCAGCCUCCCUGACAGCCAUCACUUGUAGUGAUGGGUACUCUGCCAGUGGUGUGGUGGCGGCGUUGGACUUGAUCCUGUCGAAGGUGCGCCUGCAGGGAGAGGUGGACAUUUACCGGGCCGUCCAGGGCAUCCUCUUCGACCGUCCUCAGUUCAUCACAUCCCUGGAGCAGUACGUCUUCCUUCACGAAGCCACAGCCACCUACAUCUUGAUGCUAGACACCAAGGAGGAGGAGGAGGAGGAGGAGGAGGGAGUCCACCACUAGUGUGGCUGGGGACGAAGACGAGGCUGAGCCCCCCAGGCAGUUCAUCUUCAAUGACCAGGACUAGGCGCCGCUGCCCCCCAUCUCGGCCACUCGUGGUAUGCAGUAGGCAAAUUCAGGUAAACAUAUCAUGAGAAUUAGCAGGAGACCAUGACACACGAGGAUAGCUUGAGCUACCUUAUCCCUUUGUGUGUAUUAUAUCUCAAUAAACUUAUGUCAAUGACAAAUCCAUGUACAGGAAUACAUGCCAGGAGUAUUAUGACGUGUAUAGUGGAAGGUGUAUGGUGUAUAAAAAAAAUGUGAAAAGCGCAAUACAAUAUGUUGAAAAUGUGAUAAACACCAACAGAUAAGAAGUGGAAGUGUUUUUGUUCAUAAGAGGCAACAGAAAUCUUUGUAGUCUCGAGAAUGCGUAGUUUUGUAGUCCGGUUGGUUGUAGUGUGUUGUGAUGAGGAGUGGGCUGAGAGCCUCCACCUGAGAGAUACUGCGUCACGGAGACCAAACUGUGUUGGAGGUAAAACGCUUUUGGACUUCAUCAGGUGACAGAAAACGUGCCUAAAGGUCUUUCACAGGGAUCAAACCCGGGACUUUUGGGUUGUAUAAAGGAUGGUAAAAACGCACACACGCCCUGAACAAGUUUUCAUUAUUAGUGGACAAAUAACUUUCACAAAAUCCGUACCGAGUGAAAAAAAAAUCGCAUUUCUAACGCGUACAAAAUGAGAGAGAUGGUGAGGUGGUAAUGAUGUUUACUGACUAGUGUCGCGGAGAGCAGAACAACUCAUACCGGAAACUCUGCCACUGAUUGACACUGCCUGCUGCGACGCCACCACAGGCAGUUAACACCUAGUCAGUUUUACACAAGAUUACUCACCCUCUGAACCCAGUGGAAGCGGUUACGAUGUGUAAACAGAGACAAUUGGAAACGCCAGAGUGAUCAGUGAGGUGUUGUACCCAUAAGUGACAGUGUCCGGAGAGAACAAAGUCACUGAGUAAAUUUCUCUAGCACCAGGUAAUCAGCACAGAGUAAAUGUUUACAUGAUCAGCCAUAUGGUGUGUGCAGGCCACGAGAAGCAGCCAAUCAGGGAACGGCAAAUACGAUGGUGUUGACGCUUGCCUCAGUGCCUUAAUAACUCAGUCCCUCCUCGCACUCCGUUUUCUUUAAUGUAAUGUGAAGUAGUCGCCAAGUGAAGGGGAAACGUGUACGUUUGUAUUUGUGUACUAUAUAAUAAUGAACUGUUAUUGUUAUACAGUUAUAUUGUUAUAUAGUACUCAUAUAGUUUUAUAUUCAUCCUUAAUUUUAUGAAGUAUUCACACAUAUGUUCAUAUAUACCAAUACUCAGAUUAAGAGCAGAGUAGAUGGGAAAUUCCUUUGCGUCCACAUUAACAACAAAUUGAAUUUCAAUUGCCAUAUACAAAAUAUAAAAAAGGUCACUGAAACAGUAGGCUCUCUAUCUAACAUUCAAAACUACGUACCUCGCUCUACCUUCCUAACACUUUAGUAUUCACUCAUGUAACCAUAUCUCACCUACAGCAUCUGUACCCGGGGCUCUACAACGUAAUUACCUCCGACCUAUUAUAAUUUAACAUAAAUCAGAAUAACUAACUAACUCCAAUCCCAGACAUCACUCUGCACCGUUGUUGCAUUCCCUGAACAUAUUGAAUGUCAAGUCAAUUACACAUUCUCAAAUGUAGUCAAACAUUUAAACAAAAACUCUGAAUGUUGGUCCUGAGCUCAAACACUUCCUUGAGCACUGGAACAAAACUAAUUCUAUUUUGAUAUUCCUAGUUUGAGACUGUAUUAAACCAGUAGUGCAAUGUAAAUUAAGGAUCCCAAAUUAUGGAAUGUACCUUCUAAAUGUGAUUAUAAAAAACGGUACUUCUCUCAACCCGCGUAAAAGAUACUUAGAAAUAUAUUAUCACCAUGAAUCAAAUUUCACUCACAUUUCCUUACACUUUUGUGUUUUGCUGUUAUUGUAAAUUUGAUAUAUUAUAUACUCUGUACUGUUCAUAUUUAAGUAUUAUCUAAAUAUUGUAUAUAAUUUGCUAAUUUCUUUUAUAAUUAAUGUUGACCAAACUACACACUAGAAAGUGAAGGGACGACGACGUUUCGGUCUGUCCUGGAUUAUUUUCAAUCGACUUGAGAAUGGUCCAGGACGGACCGAAACGUCGUCGUCCCUUCACUUUAUGGUGUGUGGUUUGGCCAACAUAUUUCAGCCACGUUAUUGUGACUCCUCGUCUGCAUAACAAUUAAUAUAUGCUAGUUUAAUUCUUUAGCAAUGUUUACCACCAUUAAACCAGUCAAUAAUAUUACUGAAUUAUUUUAUGUUUGCCAGAAGCGUUUUGCGUGCUAGUAUUUUAUUUAUUAUUUAUUUAUAUAUUUACUUUGGUUAUUAAUAAUAUACAAGACGAAGGCACAUUGUGUAGUGAGAGUACAUACCAUAUGUGGUCUUAGUCUUGCAAAGUCACUAACAUGCAUAGUGUUUCGGGCAGAAACGUAGCUUUAAUAAAUAUGUAUUUUAUGUAACCAUUUUUUUCAACCACUGUGCCGCCGUCUUCUAUAUUUUAUCAAUAACAUUUAUUAUUAUAAGUAUAAGUAUAAGAAUUAUUAUUAUGUUCGUAUAUAGUUAUAUUGACACUUAUGUUCAUGAACAUUUAGUCACACACGUUCAUAUAGUUUUCUAAUAACAUUAUUGUGUCUAUUUUCAUACUCUUGUCCCCUAUACAUAGCAUACGCUUGUAUACACACGAUUCUAUUAAUUUGCGUAUGCAUUGGUAUAUUGUGUUAGGCUUAUGGGUUGUCAGGCUCUGAAAUGUUAUUAACACACCACAGAAUUUUAGUGACCAACCAGAAAAUAUACUUUAGUCCCAGACAUACUCCAGAAUUAAGGUAUACUCUUAGCUUAUAUACACCAAUACUGGAAUAUGCGGCUCCAACGUGGAGUUCACAUCUAGUCAAACACAUAACGAAGUUAGAAAAGGUUCAAAGGUAUGCCACAAGGCUAGUCCCCGAGCUGAGAGGUGUAAGCUAAGAGGAAAGAUUGCUGGAACCAAACCUCACGACGCUGGAAGACAGAAGAGUUAAGGGAGACAUGAUGAUUACCUAUAAAACUCUCCGAGGAAUUGACAGGGUGGAUAAAGAUAAGCUGUUUAGCACUGGUGGUAGGAGAACAAGGGGACACGGCUGGAAACUUAAUACCCAAAUGAGCCACAGGGACGUUAGAAAGAACUUUUCAGUGUCAGAGUAAACAGAUGGAAUGCAUUAGGCAGUGAUGUGGUAGAGGCUG